Dentiscutata heterogama is the source of this 121-nucleotide messenger RNA. The record is from the annotation of a GenBank genome assembly. NCBI's taxonomy places the organism in Eukaryota, Fungi, Glomeromycota, Glomeromycetes, Diversisporales, Gigasporaceae.
GGUAUUUUUCUGAGGAUUAUUCAUUUUAUGCAUCAUUGCGUCCUGAAACCUUUCAAGAUCAAGAAUUUAGAAUGACAAGUGAUAUAUCUAAUAAUAACUUCGAUGAAGUUACUGAACAGAG